AUGGCGUUCAGCAUGGGGAAUUUAAACCCUGCGGGGAAUAUUCCAACCGAAUUGGGGCCUGAGCUUCCGGAUCUCUUCGCGGAGGAGGUUGGUUUCAAAGGCGUUUCCGGCGAUAGCAACGUCCAAUUACUCCCUACACCCUGGCCCGCCGACGCGCUUCCUGCUCCCACGUCGACCUUGCUCGCCGUCGCGGCUACGAAAGGUAUAGUUGUUGGCGCGGGUCCGAGUACUCUUUCUGUCGCAUCUACCCAAUCCGUCAGGGAAGCGAUUGCCGCGGACACCGGGAAGGACAAGGUGAAGACAAAACCGUUCCAGCCGCAAGCUACUAUUCCCCUUCCGGGACGGCCGACACAUAUAGCAUUCGCCUCUAGCGACACAGCAUUAGUGCUUGCUACGGAGAAUGGAUCUCAACUAUCAGUCUUCGAGACGGGAACUCUACUACAACCGAAUGCGCAGCCGGCCAUAUCCAUCCCCACGGACGGUGCCACUUUUCGAUUCAUUGCGCCAAAUCCUGCGCAAGCAGAGGACUCCCAUGCUUCGCUAGUCGCUCUUGUUACCACUGCGGGCGAACUUCUGAUUGCCGACCUCAAGGCGGGGAACCUUCUAUCGGGACCGAAUGGGAACAUUCUGAAGUCUGGAGUUAGUUCAGUAUGCUGGAGUAACAAGGGAAAACAGCUUGUGGCUGGUCUAGCGGAUGGCACCGGAUAUCAGAUGAGCCCAGAUGGUACACAGAAGGACCUUAUUCCCCGGCCACCUGAUCUUACCGACCCCUGUCACGGUGCGUUUGAUCCUACACAAUCUCGGUUUCCACAACUAACCUAG
This is a messenger RNA of Aspergillus calidoustus, 822 nucleotides long. The record is from the annotation of a GenBank genome assembly. Lineage: Eukaryota; Fungi; Ascomycota; Eurotiomycetes; Eurotiales; Aspergillaceae.